Molecule: messenger RNA, 1712 nt
Organism: Erigeron canadensis
Lineage: Eukaryota; Viridiplantae; Streptophyta; Magnoliopsida; Asterales; Asteraceae
Product: probable mediator of RNA polymerase II transcription subunit 26c
Exons: 9
Coding region: 303-1355 (350 amino acids)
Cellular component (GO): nucleus
Source: RefSeq, a predicted model, not a curated record
AUAAUCCUAAAAAGAAAAAGAAAAAGAAAAAAUCUCCAAAAACAACACCUAAUUCCCAAUUAAUACCUAACAACUUUUGAUCCUUUGAUUUCAUCAAAUCUGAAAAAAAUCCUUUCAUUUCUUUGUAACUGAUAUAUUAUUAAUAAUAAUAGAACAAUCUCAGAUCUAAAUUCAUUCAUUUCACAUCAAUCAAAUAUUACGAGUACUACUUUUAUAAUUAUCAGUAGGUCAGCCCUGCGUGGUUUCUGUUAUGACGUUGCUGUUGUUGUUAUCACGCUGAUUACUUUCUGGCAGCGUGCAAAAUGGAUUCAGAUGAAUUAAGAGAGAUUCUAUCAAAUUAUAGAUUAGAUAUAUGGGGAAUGAUAGAUACAGCAAUAACCUUAGCUGCAGCAGAUUACCCACUUGAGCUAAAAAACCGGAGAGACGGAAUUGUGGAGCGCCUUUAUAAUAAUAAUAAUUGGGGUGUGAAAAAUGAUCAACAGCAGGUAAAUGAGAAGGAGGUCCAACAAGCUGAUUCUCCUUAUACUCCUCAGUCAAUUCCUCAACAUAAUAAUAAUAAUAAUACUAAUAAUAAUACUACAAAUAAUAAUAAUAAUGAUGAAGAUGAGACAGUAGAUCCGUAUGGCGGAUUGUUUGAUGACGAAGAUGAUGAACAAAUCAAGAUUCUUAAUAUUAAACAACAACUUGAAGACCCUCAUCAGAGUGAUGAUUCUGUGGUGGAGUUGCUUCAAACACUAGCUGAUAUGGAUCUAACUUUCAAAGGACUUCAGGAAAGUGAUAUCGGAAGGCAUGUGAAUCGACUUCGUAAGCAUCCGUCAAGUGAAGUGAGAUCAUUGGUUAAGCACCUUGUGAGGAAAUGGAAAGAGUUAGUCGAUGAGUGGGUUGGUUCCAAUAACAAUAAUGAUCAUCAAAAUUCUUUAACAGAUGGUGACUCACCUUUGUUGCAUAAUGUAUCACGUAAAGCGCAUAACGGUAGUCAACAGGGACAUGAUUCUGGCUACUCUCCUAAUCCACACAAUUGGAGUCCUGCCCCUGAAAGGAUCACUAAUGAACUAGAGCAACGUCCAAAAAGUGUGGUUCCCAAGAGAGAAACACCCUCAAGACCAGUAACUCAGCCCCAUAAAUCCAUGACCGCUUCUGUUUCUACUCCUCAGAACCGACCACGCAAAGAACAAAGCAUUGAUUCUGACAGGCUAGCAUCGGCUAGAAAGCGGCUUCAAGAGAACUACCAAGAAGCCCAAAAUGCCAAAAAGCAGAGGACAAUACAAGUGAUGGAUAUUCAUGAGAUACCGAAGCCAAAGAAUGGUUUCAUUGCCAAGAAUAAAGGCAAUUUUCAUGGAAGGAACCAUAGAUGAUGAUGUUUCCGUUUCCGCCAGGGUUUCGCAGAAAGCUGUGUGCCCUUGUGACACUUUCACCAUGCCCCUCUUUGCAUUCUCAACAUAAAACUACUUUUAUCUUAUAUGGUGGCAAAGUCUAUUUUCAAAAGCUAAACUUACUGUUCUAUCCCAUAUAUACACUAUAGUGUUAUAUCUACUGCUUUUUGUGAGAUGUGAUUCUGCAAAUCACUUGGGUACUUCAAAGCUAUUCGCCAAGACUUUGGGUUUUGGAUUAUUUUGGUGUAAAAUCUAUAUGAUUUCAAAUAUCAAAUUUAAUUUUUUGGAAUUUAUGUCAUUUCCGUUUCUAAUAUAGAAAAGAAUAUUUUUUGUUUCGAA